ACAUCUGCUAUCUGCUUCCAAAGUACCUACGAAUUCUAUAUAAAAAGAUUAUUCAUUCUGUGUUUAAAAAUGAGAAUAUUUUAUUUUACUGACAGUAUUAAUUUACACACAUAAAAUAAUAACAAAUAGCUUUUGCAUUAAUUCCAAAGAAAUUAAACUUUAUCUUAAUCAAUAGAUUACAAAAAUCGAAUUAAACUUGAGGAUUUAUUAGUGACUCAUUGCCAUAAAUGCUGAAAUUGUUCGCAUUUUUUCUUCUUUUACAAUUGCCGUUUAUUUUGUCAACCGGUGAAAUGUCUUCAGACUUGAGUGUUAAGUUCGCCCAGAACAGUGCCCAGUUUUCGGUUGAAUUCUACAACGCAUUAGCUGCUUUGAAUGAAGGCAAGAACAUCAUCUUCUCGCCCUUCUCCAUUCAGACAUGUGUCGCUAUGGCUUAUGCUGGCGCGACCGGUGAAACCGCCGAAGAAAUGGCUUCUGGUCUGAAGCUAGUUGAAAAUGAUCGUGCUCUGGUUGGGGAAUCAUUCAAGGGAGUUCUCGAUUCGUAUGCGAAUUCCAAGCUUCUUAAGAUUGCCAACAAACUCUAUGUCCAGGAAGGUCAUGAAAUCAAACCCGAAUUCAAUAAAAUUGCCGUGGAGAGUUUUAACUCAUCGUCAGAAGCAAUUAAUUUCGCAGACAGUGCUCCAGCAGCAAAAUCCAUUAAUAAUUGGGUCGAAGAGAAGACCAACAACAAAAUCAAAGAUCUGAUUUCUCCAGACAGUUUGGAUUCUAUGACCCGAAUGGUGUUGGUUAAUGCAAUCCACUUCAAAGGCGAAUGGGAGAAGAAAUUCGAGAAAGAAAAAACUGCCGAAGAGGACUUUUUCAUCAACGAAAAUGACAGUGUCAAAGUAGAGAUGAUGAAUGGCAAGGCCAAAUAUAAUUAUGGAUAUUUCGAAGAAUUGGACUGUACAGCUAUUGAAAUGCCCUAUCGGGAUUCAGAUCUUGUUAUGUUGGUGUUGUUGCCAAAUUCACGUACUGGCUUGAAGAGUCUCGAAGAAAAAUUACAGACUACCGAUUUGCAUGAACUUACAACACAAAAGAUGAGUGUGGAGGAAGUUGUUGUGAAAUUCCCUAAGUUUAAGGUGGAAUUUUCAGCUGAACUAACUGAACCACUGAAGAAGCUUGGAAUCAAGAAAAUGUUUAAUAACGAUGCUGAGUUCGGAAACAUUCUUGACUCCGAAGAGAAUCUCCAUGUCUCUAAAGUCAUUCACAAAGCCUUCAUUGAAGUUAACGAAGAAGGAGCCGAAGCUGCUGCCGCAACUGGUAUUAUGUCCGAUUGUUUUGAUGAACCAUUCGAAUUCGAAGCCAACAAAUCAUUUGUUUACUUCUUAAUAAAUAACACAAAUAUAUUUCAAAUAUAUUUUUGUGGAUCUUUGAUUGGUAAUGAAAAAGGCUUUCACAUAAGAAAAUCUCAGCGUCAAAAUCCUCAAUCAAAAUUAAUUUCAAGAAUUAUUCAUUAUUGGAAAUGCAUCUUUAAAUGACAUCAGAAUCUUCAC
Messenger RNA from Eupeodes corollae, 1529 nucleotides. Its product is annotated as antichymotrypsin-2-like. The coding region runs from base 228 to 1514 and encodes 428 amino acids. Gene Ontology annotation, molecular function: serine-type endopeptidase inhibitor activity. The record is from RefSeq and is a predicted model, not a curated record. Lineage: Eukaryota; Metazoa; Arthropoda; Insecta; Diptera; Syrphidae. The transcript is spliced from 5 exons.